AUAGUUGUCGCCAUGGCACGAACCAAGCAAACUGCUCGUAAGUCUACUGGUGGUAAAGCUCCCCGUAAACAAUUGGCUACAAAGGCUGCACGUAAGAGUGCUCCUGCAACUGGAGGCGUGAAGAAACCUCAUCGUUAUAGGCCUGGUACUGUAGCGCUUCGAGAAAUUCGUCGUUAUCAGAAGAGUACCGAACUGUUAAUCCGAAAAUUACCAUUCCAACGACUUGUUCGAGAAAUCGCACAAGAUUUCAAAACGGAUCUUCGUUUCCAAAGUUCAGCGGUAAUGGCUCUUCAAGAAGCUAGCGAAGCUUACCUGGUUGGUCUGUUCGAAGACACGAAUUUGUGUGCUAUUCAUGCUAAACGUGUUACCAUCAUGCCGAAAGAUAUCCAACUGGCUCGUCGUAUUCGUGGAGAGCGUGCUUAA
Messenger RNA from Habropoda laboriosa, 423 nucleotides. RefSeq names its product histone H3. Bases 13 to 423 code for a protein of 136 amino acids. Gene Ontology annotation, cellular component: nucleosome. Lineage: Eukaryota; Metazoa; Arthropoda; Insecta; Hymenoptera; Apidae. Gene Ontology annotation, molecular function: DNA binding; structural constituent of chromatin; protein heterodimerization activity. The record is from RefSeq and is a predicted model, not a curated record. The transcript has a single exon.